Molecule: messenger RNA, 483 nt
Organism: Caenorhabditis remanei
Lineage: Eukaryota; Metazoa; Nematoda; Chromadorea; Rhabditida; Rhabditidae
Exons: 4
Coding region: 1-483 (160 amino acids)
Biological process (GO): actin filament severing; cell motility; actin filament fragmentation
Cellular component (GO): actin cortical patch; actin cytoskeleton; cytoplasm
Molecular function (GO): actin filament binding
Source: RefSeq, a predicted model, not a curated record
AUGGUUGAUCCUGACGUGCAGACGUCUUUCCAAAAGUUAUCCGAAGGAAGAAAGGAGUACCGCUACAUUAUCUUCAAGAUUGAGGACAAUAAGGUUAUCGUCGAGUCCGCGGUUACCCAGGAUCAAUUGGAAAUCUCUGGUGACGACUACGAUGACUCCUCGAAGGCUGCCUUCGACAAGUUCGUUGCUGACGUCAAAAACCGUACGGAAAAUCUCACUGACUGCCGUUACGCUGUUUUCGAUUUCAAGUUCACAUGCUCGCGCGUCGGAGCUGGAACAUCUAAGAUGGACAAGAUCAUUUUCCUCCAGAUCUGCCCAGACGGUGCAUCUAUCAAGAAAAAGAUGGUGUACGCCUCUUCGGCUGCAGCCAUCAAAGCUUCACUGGGAACCGGAAAGAUCCUGCAAUUCCAGGUUUCGGAUGAGUCCGAGAUGAGUCACAAGGAGCUCCUCAACAAGUUGGGAGAGAAGUACGGAGAUCACUAG